This is a messenger RNA of Pristis pectinata (smalltooth sawfish), 4018 nucleotides long. RefSeq names its product neuropeptide Y receptor type 5-like. Bases 785 to 2122 code for a protein of 445 amino acids. The record is from RefSeq and is a predicted model, not a curated record. NCBI's taxonomy places the organism in Eukaryota, Metazoa, Chordata, Chondrichthyes, Rhinopristiformes, Pristidae. Gene Ontology annotation, biological process: G protein-coupled receptor signaling pathway. The transcript is spliced from 2 exons. Gene Ontology annotation, molecular function: neuropeptide binding; neuropeptide Y receptor activity. Gene Ontology annotation, cellular component: plasma membrane; neuron projection.
GGCCGGUCGCUCUGCGGAUCACAGGUAUUCGAUCUCUUCUUCGGGGCUUUAGAAAGACAUGCAUGCCGUUUUCGAACUCGGUGGUGAGGUUGCAUCAGUGCUGCAUGAUCGUGUUGGCUUCCAGUUUCAUUUGUCUGUUUUAGGAAUACUGUGAAAAGUUUCAAGGAUGGAAUAGUCCACAGACUAUUGGGCCUGAACACCUGCAGAUCAACACCAGAAAGCAGCAUUUCUUGCCAGUCCAGUAGACUCACCAUUAAGCAGCAAGAAAUCCUUUCAUAACUUCAUCUCACAUAUCUGUUUGAGAGAUCAUAAAACUUUGCAAGAAUAAGGAGAUUCCUCAUCACAUCAUGAUUGCAGAAUUGCAAAUGCAAACAAAGUUAUUUAAUUUUCUGUAGCCCUUUGACAUUUUGAAACUAGUUAUUGCAAAUGUCCUCCAACGGAUUCAUGUGUACCUGUAAUAUUUAACCUUCUAAUGCACAUUUAUGGAGAUUUUCUGCUGAUACAAUAUGAAGGAUUGCUGAAACACAUUUGGUUAUGUUCACAAAAUAUUAUAUGGGGAUGGUAGAUCACAUGCAUUGUGUGUAAUCUGAUACCUUUAAUGUUAUUAGCCAUUUACUACUUGGUACAGGAGUGAUGCCAAUCUAUAGCUUGCAUCAUCUACAUUUCCUUAUUUGGCACAUGAUUAUUCAUCAUUUCAUGGAGUUGAACUGAUUCUUGUUUAUCACACAUCACAUGCAACUUUACAUUUUUUUCUUAAUAUAUAUAUAUAACCCAACCACCCAAAAUGGAUAUCGAAGAAAAAAAUAAAAGUAAUAUCACUGUUAUGUCGGAUAAUGGUAAUAACAGUUCCUUAUAUGGACCAGAUCUGCCAUCUUGGGAUGAUUAUAUUGGAAGCAUACAUGACAUCAGAUAUUUACUGGUUGGAAUUUACACAUUUAUAACAGUUUUGGGCCUUCUUGGUAACUUUUUUGUUGUGGUCGCAUUGUGCAAAAACUUAAAACAGAAAUCAAUGAUUAACUUUCUGAUUGGAAAUUUAGCCUUAUCUGACAUUUUGAUUCUAUUAUUUUGUUCUCCAUUUACAUUGACUUAUGUACUUCUGGACCAAUGGAUCUUUGGGGAGAUCAUGUGCUAUAUAGUACCAUUUGUUCAGUGUGUAUCGGUUAUGGUUUCUAUACUAAUGCUGAUGUCAAUUGCAAUGGUUAGGUACCAGAUGAUAAACAAUCCAUUAUCCAAUAAUUUUACCAUAAAUACAGGUUACCUGUUAAUGGGAACUGUGUGGAUUAUUGGAUUUACUAUUUGCUCACCCUUGCCCAUCUUUCAUAAAAUAAUAGACCUAAGUGAAACUGUUCACUUAGAAUCCUUAAAAAAUAAAUUCUUAUGUAUUGAGGCAUGGCCGUCUGAUUCUUACAGAUAUGCCUAUACCUUAUCUUUGUUAGUUAUUCAGUAUAUUUUGCCGAUAGUUUGUCUAACAGUCAGCCAUGCCAGUGUGUGCAGGAAGAUAAGUUCCACUGUGCCCAGCACGCAAAGUAGAUCCGAUGAGAAUGAAAUGAUAAAUUUAACUAUACACCAGCCAGCUAACAGACAUCCGCCAGCACAACACUCAAAGAUGCAAGGAUGGAACUAUUCUCUUCUGAGAAAACACAAGAAGAGAUACAGCAGGAAGUGUGCCAGUGUCAUGCCUGCCAUGGUCAAGGUCCACAAGAGUGACCAGACACACAAUGGUUCAAAGAUUGUGCAGCCUCUGCCAGCCUCCUUUCUACCAGGCGUACCCAUUUGCUUUGAGGUGAAACCAGUGGAAUUAGAGGAGACCACUGAUGCACACAUUAUUCCUGUGACACCAAAAUCUAUCAGCAGAUUGAGGAAACGGUCUCGCAGUGUUUUCUACAAACUGACUAUAGUAAUUGUUGCUUUUACUGUCAGCUGGAUGCCUCUGCAUAUCUUUCACCUUUUAACUGACUUCAAUGCCAAUCUGAUUUCUAACAGGCACUUCAAGCUGGUUUACUGUAUUUGUCACUUGUUGGGCUUGCUGUCUUGUUGCCUGAAUCCCAUACUUUAUGGAUUCUUGAAUAAUGGUAUUAAAUCUAGUUUACCAUCCUUGGUCAAGUGCUUUUGGGUAAAAUAACACCUAGAGAGGACAAAAACUGGGGUUGUCAUAUCAGGCUUAAAUUAGACAAGUUUCUCAGUCACAUGAGCAGUUAACUGGAUUCAAUUUGACAGUAUGACUGUCAUCAAUAUGUCCUCCUGAAACAAUCAAAUUCAUUCCCUCAUGUACUAUAUUAAAGAUUUUGCUGAAAGAACUCACUAUCUUAGUGAAAUCAUGAUAGGAAACUAAAUAUAGAUUUCUACUGGGUUUUACAGUGAAUAAGAACAAAAAAUAACCAUUAUCUUGUGACGUUAUUGAUUAAAAACAUUUAGAGGUCCUAUAAAUAUAAAAUGAACUACUGUAAGAAAGGGAAUUUUUUAUCUGAUUUAAUCUUGUGGAUAUUUGUUGACUCAAUGAACCUAUUGCACAAUGUAGUCUUGUACUUUUCUAAGCUCAGUGACAAUAUUUUAGCCUUCAGAUAUUAUCAAAGGAAACUGUUUAAACCAAAUUUUUGAUGUCACACUGUUCUGAACCAAAGAGGAAUCAUUAUGACUGUCAUCUUCCAUACCUUUUACUUAGACCUAAUGUGAAUGGAAGUCACAAAUUCAGAUAGUACGAAAUAUAUAUUCCAAGCCACUAUCAAAAGCAAUCUCUAAACCAUGCACUAAAACAAAUCCCUCAAAUAAUAUCUUAGUUGUCUAAGUGAUGUUUUAAAUGCUGUUAAAAAGUUGUGCACAUUGCUUGCAAUUAACACAUUUAAAACGUUUUUGAAAUAACUGAAAAGUCAUUCAGGGAAGCAUAUUUUUGCAUAUAUAGAAACAGGAUAUUGAUACUUUAAAAUGUACUAUCGCAUCACUUCUUUGUGAUGGAAAUAUAAGAUAACAUGUUGUUCUUUGCUUUUUACUCUAUUCAAACAGAUAAAAAUCAGAAAGUGAUUCAUUGUUGAUACAGUGCCCACUUAAUGAUUUUCUUUUCACACAAUAAGACUAAAAGACUGAUUGCUGUAUUCUUUCUCUGUUAAAUGUCAGAUAAAUGGAAAUAUCUAAUAUAGUUUCCUUCAAAGGUAUAAUUUAUCUUAAGUAGUUGAUAUUUAAAAAUUAUCUCUGCAGCUGAAUGAACUGUCAGGUUUAAUUAGAAGCAAUAUCUUUAUCAAAACAGUCAGAUUGGCAUGUAGAAUCACGGUAACCUGAACAAUUAAAAUUGUCGACUUAAUUUGCAAAAUGUUGUUUUUGAUUGAAACAUUAUAUAGAAAAAAUAUGAAUUGAUCCUGACUACAAUAAAUGUUAAGUAUUAAAAAAUAAAAAUAUUAAAAUGAAAAGAGGAUGAUACAUUUAGAAUAUUAUACCUUUUAUUGUUUUUAUAGAUACCAUAGGUGAAACUUGCACCUGCAUGCAUUAGUUAAAUCGUUGUGGAAAUAAUGACUUAACUCAGUUACAUUUAGUUUUCAUGAAUUUGAUGGAUUUUGUUGAGGGCUAAUUUCAGUUUGCAUUGAAUAUUGUUGCUUGCUGAUAUGCUGAUAAUAGUGGUUUGCAACAGUGAAUUUUUGUCUGUGGACAGUGAUAAGAACAAAUGAUGCCUGAAAUGUUUCAGUAAUAAACACUUGUGUUGUCUGAAUAUGCAUUAUUUGUCCUUAUUAUGCUCCAGUCUGCUCUGCCAAGUUUAUUCCAGUGCUUUAAUGCACCCAUGUGUUCUGCUAAAGAGAAGACACAUUUAAUAUGAAGAACUCCCAAAUAAGAAGUAGUUUUGUAAAUGAAAUAAAUCAAAGGUGAAAUGGAUGUAGAUUUGGGGAAAAUUGUGCUUUCAUAUUUAAAUAUUGUAUUUACAAAGAAUUGUGCACAUUAUUUCCAUUUGGUAAUUAAGAAUGAUAUUAUGUAAAUCUUGAAAUUGAACAUUUCUUCAUGAUAAUAUUACAAUAAAUUAUAAAAUUAUUGACUA